This is a messenger RNA of Megalobrama amblycephala (Wuchang bream), 1638 nucleotides long. Its product is annotated as zinc-binding protein A33-like. Lineage: Eukaryota; Metazoa; Chordata; Actinopteri; Cypriniformes; Xenocyprididae. Gene Ontology annotation, molecular function: zinc ion binding; protein binding. The coding region runs from base 93 to 1478 and encodes 461 amino acids. The transcript is spliced from 6 exons. The record is from RefSeq and is a predicted model, not a curated record.
CACUGCUCACUACUUUCAGAUUUGCAGAAAACACCCGUCAAAGACUUUGUUACACAUCAAAGACCGUCAAAGGAUCUGGAAAUUCACAACCGAUGGCUGAAGACUGUCCAUUCACUGUGGAGGAUCUACGCUGUCCUGUGUGCUGUGAGGUCUUCGAUGUCCCCGUCACACUGAGUUGUAAGCACAGCUUCUGCAAAACCUGCAUUCAGACACACUGGGACAGUAGAGGAACACGGCAAUGUCCUCUGUGCCGCCGUACAGAGCGCUCAUCCAGGCCUCCAGUCAAUCAGGCUCUAAAGAUGGCCUUGGAUGUCUUUAAAAAGAAGCCGGAGCAGUUCAUGGUUAAAUCGGUGGAGCUUUGCUCAGUGCACAAUGAGGAACUGAAGCUUUUUUGUCGGAAAGAUGCAGAACUUAUCUGUGUUGUUUGUACGUCAUCAAGGGGACACAGAAAUCAUGAUUACUGCCCGAUAGCAGAGGCAACAUCGGAAAUAAUGAAAGAGCUCACAACUAGGUACAAUCCUUUGAAGAAACAUCUAACCGACUUUAAAAAAUUAAAGGUGAGCUUGGAGGAACUGGAAGCAUACAUACAGAAACAAGCAGCUGAAACUGCUGCAGAAGUAAAACAAGAGUAUGAAAAGUUAUAUACAAUGCUGAGGGAGGAGGAGGCAGCUCGACUCAUGGUGCUUCAAAAUGAGAGAGACAGUAAGACCGAGGUGGUGAGAGAGAAACUGGAGGAGGUCAAUAAGAGCAUUGAACAGCUCUCUGAUAUCAUCAACUACAUUGAACCCAUCAUAGUAGCAGAUGAUCAGACAUUUUUAAAGGAAUGUAAGGAGGCAAUAAGACGGACUAGCUCCACUGUACCUGAACCAGAAUAUCCAGCAAGGGCACUUAUAGAUGUUCCUCAGUACCUGGGAUCAUUAAAGCACGGGGUCUGGAAAAGAAUGGAAAGAGAUGUCAGCUACUGCUCUGUCAAUUUUGAUCCAAACACGGCACAUCCUAACUUGAUCAUCAGAGAUGAACUCGCCACCAUCAGCUAUGGGGAAAAGCAGCAGCUUCCAGAUAACCCUGAGCGCUUCACGGGCCGCAUGGCAGUACUCGCUGCUGGCGGCUUCAAUUCAGGAAAGCAGCGCUGGGACAUAGAGGUGGCACACAGCAAAGAGUGGUACAUUGGAGUGGCACGAGUGUCCAUAAAGAGGAAGACUGCAGUUUUCCUCAACCCGACAGAUGGUUUCUGGGUAAUUGCAAAUAAUGAGGAAUCCUAUUGGGCUCAGACCUCUCCCCGUACUCGACUGACUCUGAAAAAUAAACCACAGAUAAUCACAGUUGAACUGGACUAUGACAAAGGAAAGGUUUCUUUUUCUAACGCUGCAGAUGGUGCCAAUAUUUACUCCUUUAAAGAUAAGUUUACUGAGAGAAUCUUUCCUUAUUUUGCUAUUGGGAUAAAUAAGGGGAACACACUUAGAAUCUGUCCAGUUUAAUGUGUCAGUAAUGGGGUACAAAUAUGUACACACAGCAGCAGAACACGGUUGUCAGUCAUGUAUUUGAGUCCUUAAAGGUGAUAGAGAGGAUUUUUUCUAGUGAGUUUUUGAAAUGAGCGCAUGCGUAAGAACAGCCCCCCUCCUUCAUUUUGAGGGAACG